UGCAGAUUGAUUAUGGAGAGGUGUACGGGAUUUUCCCAUAUUUGCGGAGAAAAUGUCCGUAUUUCCGAAGGGAGAUAUAAAGCAUCCUGGGAUCAGCGAUACUCUGGGGGCAUCUUCUUCAGUGACCAACCUUUACGUCCUUCUGAUCCUAAGCUUCGGCUACAACUAGACGGUAGUAGCCAUGUCGAUAUCGGUGUCACGCAAACUGCCCCCAACUCGUUCCGUGGCCCAGAACAAGUGCGGCAACUGUAUCUAAGCGACAGGUGUAGCAUCAUCAAUAACAUUAGAGUUCAUAGAAAGGCAUGUGAGGUGUUUGUUCAAAACCUUGGGAACAAGGUUGUUUCUCCCUACGGAGACAAGACUUUCGGAGUCUCAAUUGAUUCCAAGCAGGAUGUAUGGCUCGUUGUUUGUAUCAAAUUUGGGAAUGCCACAUUCAACAUCGAUCCACCUUCUAAGUUCCAUGAAGUCACUGGUGACAAUGUUGAAUUUGAGGGAACAAGCAAACACACAGCCAAACUGAAAGUGUACCAGUAA
This is a messenger RNA of Mizuhopecten yessoensis (Yesso scallop), 534 nucleotides long. RefSeq lists its product as uncharacterized. The coding region runs from base 13 to 534 and encodes 173 amino acids. NCBI's taxonomy places the organism in Eukaryota, Metazoa, Mollusca, Bivalvia, Pectinida, Pectinidae. The transcript has 2 exons. The record is from RefSeq and is a predicted model, not a curated record.